Messenger RNA from Nothobranchius furzeri (turquoise killifish), 1084 nucleotides. RefSeq lists its product as uncharacterized. NCBI's taxonomy places the organism in Eukaryota, Metazoa, Chordata, Actinopteri, Cyprinodontiformes, Nothobranchiidae. Gene Ontology annotation, molecular function: lysozyme activity. The record is from RefSeq and is a predicted model, not a curated record.
UUCUGAUGCGCUUUGCAAAAUUCAGCGCAGGUGGUUGGACCAGUUUGUUCUCUGGCUGGACCCAAAGAGUAUAAAAGGCAGAAGACAUGAGGAGUGCUUUCCAUCCAGACUGAGCUGAAUCCCUCCAGACCACCAGCAGGACCAGCCUAAAAGAGUCAACAUGAAGCUCGAGUUGGUGCUGAUGCUGGCUGUGGCGGCGCUGGCGCCCAGCCUCUCCGACAGCAGGAUCGUCUCCGUGUGUGAGCUGAAAGAUAAGCUGGGCCAGGCCAUCCCCCACAGUGGAAAACCACAAAAACAUGAACUGAAGCUGGCCAGAAUCGUCUGUGAGCUGAAGAGGAUGUCCAACCUGAACACCAGCCUGGUAAUAGGAGAAGGGAACCGCCAGCCCAAGACCACAAACAAACCACUGACUAGUCCACGUGCAACAGGAGGCACUCACGGACCUGCUGGCACUGUCGCACCGACUCCGUUUGCAGCUGAUAACAGCACCGCUGCUGCGACUGGGGCUGCUUCAGCUACUACUGCAAGUGUUACUGCGUCAGCGCCAGUGUCCACCAAUGCAACCACACCAUCUGGUAUCGUGAGACAGAAAAGGUCCGCCAAAAACAGGUCCGGGUCAGGAAACAAAGAGAAGAACAGGGAUGACUCAGAGGAGAAAGAAAAAGAAGAAGACAGCAGCCAAGAGCAGGAAGACUCCUCUGAUGAUGACGACGAUGAUGAUUCUGAAGAGGGCACCUACGGGAUCUUCCAGCUGAGUGACGGCCAUGCCUGUGAGUCCGGCUAUCGCCCGUCUAGAAAUCAGUGUCGUACUGACUGCUCAGCUUUCACCGAUGACGACAUCGAGGAUGACAUCAAGUGUUUUGUGGGGCGAGGCUAUUGGAGGAGUGUCCUAGAGGAAGUCUCUGGCCAGUGUGGUAAUCCAGGGAACAUCUUCAGCCAGUGCAGCUGAGUACCUGGCAACCCGUGUUCUACCGGCUGUUUUCCUCCCGGUGGUUCAUCGCCUGAUUUCUCUGUGAUUUCUGUAUUAACCCCAUGCUCGUGGGAGGGAAUCAUACAUUUAUCACAUUAAAGUCAUUUAAAAAUA